Molecule: messenger RNA, 1821 nt
Organism: Fusarium pseudograminearum CS3096
Lineage: Eukaryota; Fungi; Ascomycota; Sordariomycetes; Hypocreales; Nectriaceae
Exons: 2
Coding region: 1-1821 (606 amino acids)
Source: RefSeq, a predicted model, not a curated record
AUGUCCAAAGAACCGCAUUGGUCAUCUCUACGACGCAGAAGGGCCUCAAUCGAUCGGCCAUCUCCAUCCGCACGUCCACGGAACGUUUCUCACAUCCGCCAUGAGUUCAACCGCAGACUCACACUCGGGGAUAUGGGCGAAUGGCUGAGAGAAAGACAGGAGCCUGCCAAGAGCUUCACAUUAGGGGACAUAGGGGAUUGGUUCAAGAACAAACUCCCAAGUCAUCGUCCAGAAAGAGGAGGAACGUUGAGAGAUACAGAAGACCAGGACAUGAGGGAAACGAGUGGUAUCAAAUCGGCCUCUCCUGCGCAUAAAGACGGUAGUGGCCCAUCUGCAGAUUGGCCCUUGUCAGAGCAAACCCCAGUUACCAAUCGCCGAACUGGUCAACAGAGCGGAACAGGAGGUUCAGAUCGCCUAGUGGAUUGGAACACGCCGAAGAAUCUAAGUGAGUUGUUGCCGGAGCGUAGUCUUUCAUCAAAAGGGAAAGCAACUACAGGCCAGAGACCAUCCACCCACCGAAGAUGGAACAACUUCAGUUCUCCGAGACUACGCAACAAGCUCAAUCAGAAGGCCGCAAGCGAUGGAGCAGUAUCGAUGAAAGACAGACGAGGGCAAGUGCAAAGUGACGCUUCUGGGGCACAGCCUUUCGUCCCGGCCAUGCAAAUGAUGCCUGGCAUACUCGAGGUUCUUGAGGCUAAGAAGAAAGCGAGAAAAAAGGCACGGAACGACCGAGAAAGCUUGAUAGAAAGUGGAGAUUACCUGGGAGUUCAAGGUAUCAACCCACAGACUGGUGUUUUAGAUCUUACAUCGGACAGUGGUGACAGUGCUCAGAGCGUCAGGACAGAACAAAGGCUAUCAGAACUCGAGACUCAGGCCAAAAAUGCGACCUCGGCUGUGAAAAGAAAAGAAGCCGAAGCUCAAAUUGUCAAAAUUCAUUUUGACCACGACAUUGCGAAGUUGCGGCGUCGGGAGGAAACAGAGAAACAUCUUGCUAAAUGGCGAAGGGAUACACAUAAAUGGUCAUCAGUACAGGAGCCCGACCUGAGUCCUAUUGCGCAGUCAAACAAAAGCAUCUCAGCGCUAUCAAGGCGCAAGUCGCGCCGCGAUUACAGCAUGCCGAAACACGAAGGUCUUAUAGAUCCAAGCCUUUCUGAGGAUCAGCCAAGUCAAGACCAGCGUCCUGACACAACACUCUCGAGUAAUUUGAGAUCCAGAAGAAGCACCAACUCAUCUGACACGGUAGUCAAGACACCUCAUCGUCACAGUCUUGCGGCUCUAUCUCCUGUAGCCUUGGACCUUUUUGAAGACGCCACGAGUUUCCAUAGCGCGGACGAGCUCGGGCUGGACGAAGACCUGUUCACAGAGCAUGAUGUUAUGCCCGCGACAAUUAAUGCGCAGGCAGCGGAUCUGACAUCGGAGAUGACUGAUGCGCGAGAAGUGAAAGAAAGUCAUACCGGCAACAAGAAAGCAACUCGGGAAUCUUUUUUAGACAAAUGCCCAAAGAAGCAAACAAAGCCAGGACGAACAAAAACACUUGGGACAACGGCCUGCUCCCAAACAUUACCAGAUCUCUCGACGAUAAAUCUUUCAGCAGUCAGCCGCGGCACCAACUUGACAUUGGUGAAGAACGCAUACGAGACACCAAGCUCCCGAGAGAGCAAUCCGCGAAAAAGCUCCAUGCAAGAUUUGACGACAAACCACAAGAAAUUCACUAUUCAGCCGACAGCACCGAAGCAAAUCGUGCCAGAAUUCCUCGAAAACCACUGCCGACAAGCAGCAGACCCGACAGACCUUCACAAAACUCCAACAGGACGCGCGUAG